This is a messenger RNA of Colletotrichum godetiae, 1445 nucleotides long. Its product is annotated as threonyl and alanyl tRNA synthetase second additional domain-containing protein. The coding region runs from base 118 to 1437 and encodes 439 amino acids. Gene Ontology annotation, molecular function: ATP binding; Ser-tRNA(Ala) deacylase activity; aminoacyl-tRNA ligase activity. The record is from RefSeq and is a predicted model, not a curated record. The transcript is spliced from 3 exons. NCBI's taxonomy places the organism in Eukaryota, Fungi, Ascomycota, Sordariomycetes, Glomerellales, Glomerellaceae. Gene Ontology annotation, biological process: tRNA aminoacylation; regulation of translational fidelity.
GCUUACCUCAUCACGCUCAUCUCAAUGAUGAAGUUGGCCACUAUCUCAGUUGACUCACUCAUGAUAAAACUGAGCUUCACUUGAGCUAACUCGUAAAAAUCGCGAAAUCAUCAGAAAAUGGCAGUGACGGAAUCAACUCGAGCCCAAGUGGUCGGGGCAUUGGCUUGUCAACAGAACUCGUAUCUUCGCACGCUAGAAGCAGAGGUCAUCUCAUGUGCGAAGAGACCUCCACCAACAGCAAAGAAGAACGGCAAGAAAAACACUGCGGAACCAGCCGCCGAUAGUUGCGACGCCGACGUGUGGUUGAUCGAAUUUGCCGACUCCGUUCUCUUUCCCGAAGGCGGCGGACAACCGUCUGAUCAUGGAUCAAUCACGCCUCUCUCAAGCCCAGAUGCAACCGCCAUCCCAAUACAGUAUGUCGAACGUGUUGGGCUACGAUGCGUCUACCACUCCCCCCAACCUCUGAGUCCUGGUGAAAAGGUACGCCAGGAAGUCGAUUUCCAGCGCCGAUGGGAUCAUAUGCAGCAGCAUACGGGCCAACAUCUCUUGUCCGCCGUCAUGAACACCCAUGACUCCCUCAGCACUCUCGGCUGGGGUAUGGGAAAGACUGGGGCAAUGAACUACGUCGAUAUCCCGCGGAAACCUUCGGAUGCGGAACUCCAGGCCAUCCAGGCCCGAUGUAACGAGAUCAUUCGCGCCAGCUUCCCAAUCACAGUCGAAACUCCGGACGAUGCCAAGGUCCAUAAGAUGCCGGAGGACUAUGAUCAGAGUAAAGGAGUUGUCCGUGUAAUUCGGAUCGGUGACAUUGACCGCAACACAUGUUGCGGCACUCACCUUUCCCAAACAUCCCACAUCUCACUCAUCCUCGUCCACCACGGUGAGCCAGUCCACGGGAAGAACUACCGCCUGUACUUCUCCGUCGGGGAUCGAGCCAUCAACCUCGCCACAGCCUCUCUCGGUGCAAUGAGCUCCCUCUCAAAGCUGCUGUCGUGCAAAAACACGUCCUAUGAAGUAGUUCAGACCGUGAAGACUGUGCAGAGCUCCGCGACGGAUCUCAAGAAGAGGGAGAAGAAACUGCUUGCCGAUAUUGCCGAAUUUGAAGCAGACGCCGCCAAGACCAAGCUGCAGUCUACCAAGAGUGUCUGGGUUCACCGAGCGGAUGGCAACGCAGACUUUGUGAAGUGGGUUACCGUCGGCGUCAAGGACGCUGUGAUGGCUUGCGGUGGGGUAAUUGUCUUGGCUACUGGCGAUGAUGGUAACAGCGGACAAAUCUCUGUUCUUGGUGGGAAGGCUGCUGUUGAGGCGCUGGUACCAAAAAUCAAGGACGCUGUAACCGGGGUAAAGGGCGGCGGUGGUGGGGAGAAGUGGCAGGGAAAGGUCACAACAUGGGAAAAGGGGAGCUUGAAAGCCCUGAAGGAGUUAGUGGAGGCACUUUAAAUAUAAAG